Aspergillus campestris IBT 28561 is the source of this 2319-nucleotide messenger RNA. RefSeq lists its product as uncharacterized. The transcript is spliced from 3 exons. The record is from RefSeq and is a predicted model, not a curated record. Gene Ontology annotation, molecular function: zinc ion binding. The coding region runs from base 1 to 2319 and encodes 772 amino acids. Lineage: Eukaryota; Fungi; Ascomycota; Eurotiomycetes; Eurotiales; Aspergillaceae.
AUGGACGUUGACGAUGUCUUUUCCAGACAGUUUGAUCUCCUUGGUCAAGAGUAUCUUGAUCUGGUCAUGGGAGACAACGCUGACAUCUGGUCGGCUGGGCUCGAUCAUCCACGAUACGGUUACGGUCUCGGUCUCGAUGGACACGUUGAUCACCAGAUCCAUCCGCCGAACAACUCUCCUAUACCCACGAAGCAGAAGAUCCCUGGAUACGCUGACUACCACACCCGUUCUUCGAAUAACACCCCUAUACCCAUGAAGCAGGAGAUCCCUGGGCCUAAUGCGAUGUGGUCCAUUUUCGAACCGUUUGACAGUUCCGUCGCGCAGACCAUCGAUCUUACACAAGAUUCGAUACAGGAUGGUAUCUCCAACUCGGAGAAUCGUGUUGGUUCUCCAUCCUACGACGAGAACAGGCUCCUGUCUCAGGUUCUAGAAAUCUUCCCAGAUAUCAGCCUCGCCCAUGUGGCAGCCCUGCUCCAGGAAGCAAUGACUGGUUCCAGUCAUGAAGAAAACAAUACGUUAAAGACGCGAAUCAUCGAGAAGAUCCUUAAGAGCUCAAGCUACCCGAAGCAGCAAAAGCACAAGAAAAAGGCCCCAGAAGCUAGCAGUGGUCAGGAUGACACAAGAUGGGAACAUGUGCAGCAUCAUGACAGCACUUACAUAACAACUGCAAGGGAGAUUUUGAUGCGGACAUUCCCAUUCGUUCCUCUGCCCUAUUUACGACACAAUAUGCAGGGAAGAUCAUUGUUUUCGGUCUACGUUGAGCUGUCUUCUUUCGAACGUUCGACCACAAGCCGCAAUCGUCCAUACAUGAGGCUGGUGAGGGGAAGGAGAGUGGAAGACCACGCGAACGAUCUCCAUAAGGGGGUUGAAAUCCCCCCCGCAAUAGCAGACACCUUCUUGAAAGAGCUCCAAGCCGCACAGAACAGAUCGGAGAGAGACGCCGACGCUUUCCGUAAGCGCGAGGAAGAAGAGAAUGCGGAGAGGCGCAACGAAGAGGAACAUACCCGGGCAAGGAACCUUGUGGAAUGCCAGUGCUGCUAUCUUGACGUGCCGUUGAACAGGGCAAUCCAUUGCGAGGGAGCCACCAUCCAUUUCUUUUGCUUCGGCUGCAUCCGUAAGAACGCGGAGACCCAGAUUGGACUGAUGAAAUACCAGCUACAGUGUAUUGAUACCAGUGGUUGCCAGGCGGGUUUCGCCCGCAGUACAUUGGAAGAUGUAUUAGGCCCGUCUCUGACGAAGAAGCUCGACUCCCUUCAGCAAGAAGACGAAGUCCGACGGGCCGGACUGGAGGGCCUCGACAGCUGUCCGUUUUGCGAGUUCAAAGCAGUCUGCGCUCCUAUCGAGGAAGAUCGAGAAUUCCGGUGUCAGAAUCCCGCAUGCGAAGAAGUCAGCUGUCGCCUGUGCAAAGCGACUAGCCACAUCCCCCAGACCUGCGCGGAGGCCGCGAAAGAGAAAGGCAUUCCCGAGCGCCACCUGGUGGAAGAGGCCAUGAGCAAGGCAUUGAUCCGUCAAUGCCCUCAAUGCAAAGUGAACAUCGUCAAGGAGUCGGGAUGCAACAAGAUGAUUUGCUCGAAAUGUUCCCAUGUGAUGUGUUACAUAUGCCGACAGGACAUAACGCGCGCGCAGUACAACCACUUCGGACAAGGGCCUGGCUCCUGCCCUACCCAUGACCAGGUCCACAACGCUGAUGAGCAAGCAGUCAAUCAAGCAGAGAAGAGAACCAUCGACGAACUCAUAGCCGACAACCCGAAUCUGACCCGGGAAGAGCUUCUCGUGCACCGUCACAAGCAAACCAAGGUGGAUCUGCCACAGGCUCGCCAUGGCCUCCAUCGCGUUGUCGCCUAUGGGCCACCUCAGCCUUACGGCGGUGGUCUCUUUCAAUCUCGGUUCGAUGGCACGAUGCAGGCGCCACAGUUCAACCGGCCAAGUCUAUUCGAACCUCCAAAUCCAUAUCCACAAGCAGAACCUCGACCGCGCCGGGCUUUCUACCAAAGGCCCAGGGGACCUGAUCCCGGGGCGUUAAAUGACAAAGACAAGAUAGACCCCCCGACUGGGCCACCAAUGGCAAACCUUCCACCCUCUUUGGAAUUUCCAUUACCCGGCUUUGGACGCCCAUCACUCAACCCACCAGCCUUGCGAAACUAUGAUGGCCUCUUCGCCUUGCCACCCUACACGGCUCAUACGCCCAUCCAAGGCGCUGCAAACCCGGUUCCUGCCAGAGAACCGACCGAAAGACCGGCUGUCCAUAUCCCAGAGGCGUCAACCCGUCGACCAUACAGGAAUAUACCCCGUCGGUCCACAGCAGGGCUUAUUCCGUGA